Messenger RNA from Corapipo altera (White-ruffed manakin), 2028 nucleotides. RefSeq names its product putative nuclease HARBI1. The coding region runs from base 175 to 1590 and encodes 471 amino acids. The transcript has 3 exons. The record is from RefSeq and is a predicted model, not a curated record. NCBI's taxonomy places the organism in Eukaryota, Metazoa, Chordata, Aves, Passeriformes, Pipridae.
GCGGGGUCUGGAGGCGCCACGGGGACCGGAGGGGCCGGGCGGGAACGACCGGGACAGAGCGGGAUCGAGAGGGAUCGAGCAGCACCGGGACAGGGACCGGGACAGGGAUCGACCGGGAACGACCCGCACCGGGACCGACAAGGAUCCACCAGGAGAGGGAUCGCCCCGCCCCCGAUGUCCCACGCGGUGCUGCUGCUGCGGCGGCUGCGAGGCCGGGACCGGGACCGGGACCGGGAUCGGGAUCGGGAUCAGAACUGGCAGCGGGAUCAGGGCCAGGACCAUGACCGGGAUCCAGAUCAGAACCGGGAGCAGGAUUGGGGCCAGAACCGGGAUCGGGACCAGGACUGGGAUCGGGACCAGGACUGGCACCAGGACCAGCACCGGGAUUGGGAUCAGGACUGGCAUCAGGACCAGCACCGAGACCAACCCCAGGUCCAGCAGCAGGACUGGGAUCAGAACCAGCCCCAUGACCGGGACCAGCACCGGGACCGCGACCAUCACCAGAACCAGCACCGGGGGCAGGAGCACGACCCUCACCCCGCUCCCUCCUCGCCGACCGGGGGGUCCCUCCCCGCCCCGUCUCCGAUCCGCUCCCCCCGGCGCUGCCGCCGCCGCCGCCGCCGCCCGUACCCGGCGCAGCGGGUGUACCGGGCGCGCUGCUCCUUCCUGGAGCUGAGCGAGGAGCAGGCGCUGCGGCGCUGCCGCCUGGACCGCGCGGCCAUCGCGGCGCUGUGCCGGGAGCUGGGCUCGGACCUGCAGAGCCUCACGGGCCGCAGCCACGCGCUGCCCGUGGCCGUCAAGGUCACGUCGGCGCUCGCCUUCCUGGCCUCGGGCUCCUUCCAGACGGCGUCGCGCCUCAGCACGGGCAUCAGCCAGUCGGCCAUGUCCAACUGCCUGGCGCAGUUCCUGGCGGCCCUGCAGCGCCGGGCCCCGCGGUUCAUCGCCUUCCCGCCCGCCCCGGCGCCCGCCGCGGACCCGCCGGCGCUGCCCGGGGUGCUGGGGCUGGUGGGCGCCAUGCACGUGGCGCUGCGGGCGCCGGCCGAGGACGAGCCGCUCUUCCGCAACGCCGGCAACUUCCACUCCAUCAACAUGCAGGUGGUCUGCGACCGCGCCGGCGCCAUCACCAACGUCGUGGCCAAGUUCCCGGGGUCGUGCCCCAACGCCGCCGUCCUGGAGAACUCGGCGCUGGCCCGGCUCAUGGAGGGGGCGCGGCCCGAGGGGGUCUGGCUGCUGGGUGACGGCAGCUACCCCCUGAAGCCGUGGCUGCUGACGCCGAUCCAGGGCGCGCGGGGGGCGGCCGAGCUGCGCUACAACGCGCUGCACGCCCGGACCCUCGGCCCCCUGCGCCGCACCCUGGCGCUGCUGCGGCGCCGCUUCCGCUGCCUGGCGGGCGGGGGGCUGCAGUACAGCCCCCCCAAGGUGUGCCAGAUCUUCCUGGCCUGCUGCAUCCUGCACAACAUCGCCCUGCGCCGCCGCCUCCCCCUCGAGCCCCCCGAGGGGCUCCCCCCGCCCCCCCCCCGGGGGCCCCCGGACCCCCCCCCCCACCCCCCCCCCCCCCCGGCCCGGGGGCCCGCGAGGGUCGGGCCGUGAGGGCCCGGCUGGUGCAGAGGGUCCGGGAGGGAAUGGGCUGAGGGGGGCCCGGGGGGGGGCUGAUUUGGGGGGCUCUGAGGGUCCUGAGCCCUGGUUUGGGGGGGAACUGAGAGUCUGGGGGGGUUCUGAGCCCUUUGGGGGGCUCCUGAGCCCUGGUUUUGGGGGAGCUCUGAGAGUCCCUUUGGGGGGUGGGGUCUGAUUCCCAAUCUGAGGGGCUCUAAUCCCAAAUUAGGGGGUCUUAUCCCCAAUCUGGGGGUCUCUAAGCCUUUUGGGGGGGGUCUUGACCUUUAUUGGGAGGGGUCCUGAGCCUCCUGGGGGGGGGGUCCCUGCUGUGUCCCCCCCCAUGGUCCCGAUUUUGGUGCUGCCCCUUCCCCUGCCCCCCUUCCCCAAUGUGUCUGUGCUCGUUUUUGGGUGAAUAAAGUGGUUUUUUCAACCAUU